Molecule: messenger RNA, 3503 nt
Organism: Lineus longissimus
Lineage: Eukaryota; Metazoa; Nemertea; Pilidiophora; Heteronemertea; Lineidae
Product: TBC domain-containing protein kinase-like protein
Exons: 23
Coding region: 158-2905 (915 amino acids)
Biological process (GO): activation of GTPase activity; protein phosphorylation
Molecular function (GO): protein kinase activity; GTPase activator activity; ATP binding
Source: RefSeq, a predicted model, not a curated record
CGAAUGAUAUCGAGGAUGUAUCAAAUCGCAACUCCGGCUAUUCGCCCACAAUUUUGCAAAAUUUGACAUCACGAUACACGUCAAAUAUCUCCUAAAUCUACGAUGUACAGUUACUGACUACUUCAAAGACCCACUGCACUUAAUGUGAUCCCUUACCAUGAGUACCUUAACCUUGGGAAGUGCCCAGUUUGGAGUCGCAACAUUCUUCGCCUCCCGGUACCCCAAUGACAAGUGUGGAGCAAAUGGGUUACCGCUCACUCCCAACAGCAUCAAGAUCCUUGGUAGAUUUCAACGCCUAAAGGUGUUGGAGCAUCCACGAUUAUGUAAAUAUCUGUACAUGGUGAGGGCGAAACAUGAGCGACUAAUAGCUGUCACAGAGAACUAUCUAAAUUCUCUUGAGAAGGAAGCCUUGACAGAUCGUUAUCAGGACCUUGAUGAGUUGAAGAAACUCUGCUUUGAUAUCUUGGAGGGACUAGACUAUCUGCACAAAAAUGGCUUCACUCACAGAAACAUCAGUCCUGGAAACAUUUUACUCGAUCCAGAGGGGCGUGUGAAGCUAGCUAACCAUGGUCUGUUCUUCAUGACAGGUGGAGGGACAGAUGUGUCAUUCCCAAUAGGCCAAGCCAAAUACAUGGCACCAGAGGUUAUUUGCCAAGGCCCUCACUCUGUCACAGAGCACCAAUCCAGUGCAGAGCAGGCUGUACUACCACCACUAGGGAUGAAAGCUGACCUAUGGUCAUUAGGGAUGGUGUUGUUAGAGGUGUACUUGGGUAUCAACCUUUGGUCAACACUCACUUUGCAACAAAUCACUCGAAAGAUCAUAUCAUUUACAUUUACAGAUACUAGUCCACUGCAACUUAUUUUGGUUGAUCAUCAAAAAGAACGCAUGUAUUCAGCAAUGCCCGCUUACUUGAUGUAUUUCAUAUCCUCGUGUCUCACAGUAAAUCCAGAACAAAGGCCAGAUGUGGAAGAUCUGUUGACACAUCCGACGUUUAAUGAUCUGAGGAAAGAACAGAUUCCAUGGGUGAAUGGGGUGACGAUGCUGACGUCGAAAUUGAGGUGCUUAGAUUUGGUGCUACCGGAGUUGAAUGAAGAAACUCUCGGAAAAGACGAAGAUGAGGAUCACUUAGCCAAGAGAACUAUGGAAGAGGUGUACUACUUGUGGGGCCUCUCUGGGGGGAACCUUGAGGGUGCGUUGAAAAAAGAGGGCCUCAUCAAGACCAGACCGCCCAUCACUAUGCUGCCGGGGUUUGUCCUUGAAGAAGGAGAGCCGUUUGGAGAAGUGAAGGAUAUAUCAUCAUUACUAGACACAGUGGUGGUUCCGUUAUCGUUAAAUCAACUACGACAGAGGUUAGACAAGAUUGAUGAGGCUGCGUAUUAUCCACUGCUGGAAGAAGAAGGUGCUACUACUACUGCUAUGAACAGUUCAUCUGGGGGAGGUGGGACUAUCCCAACAUCACCGAGUACGUCUAGUCUAUCAGAAACAGCCUCAUUGCCAACAAUCAUUAAGGAAAGGGAUAUCGAAUACCAGUUCCACAGAAUCAUUCUGUACAAGAGGCUACUCAUGGGGUACCCCCACAAACGACCACAGAUAUGGAAAGAGGCCAGGAUAGAUGUGCCGCCAUUCUGUCGAGCCUAUGUAUGGGCAACACUGCUCGAGGUGGAUGGUGAUUAUAUCAACAAAUACGACGCCAUAGACAAAGAAACUCCAACGCCAACUGACCGUCAAAUCGAAGUGGACAUUCCUCGCUGCCACCAGUAUGAUGAACUGCUAUCAUCCCCGCGCGGACAUGAUAAGUUCAAGAGAAUCCUAAAGGCCUGGGUUGUGAGCCACCCAGAAUAUGUCUAUUGGCAGGGCCUCGACUCUCUCAGUGCUCCAUUUCUAUACUUGAAUUUCAAUAAUGAAGCCCUGGCCUUUGCCUGCCUGAAUAACUUCAUUCCGAAAUACUUGCACAAGUUCUUCUUGAAAGACAAUUCUCAAGUUAUACAAGAAUAUUUGGCCGUGUUUUCUCACCUGAUAGCAUUCCAUGACCCAGAGCUCAGCACUCAUUUAGAUGGCAUAGGAUUCAUACCAGAUCUUUAUUCCAUUCCAUGGUUUUUGACGAUGUAUGCCCAUGUGUUUCCGCUGCACAAGAUCUUCCAUCUCUGGGACAAGCUCCUCCUGGGUAACUCCUCAUUCCCCUUGUGUAUUGGAGUAGCCAUCCUCUUGCAGCUGAAAGAGCAGCAUAAUCUUCUCUCUCACGGAUUUAACGAAUGUAUCCUUCUCUUCUCAGACAUGCCAGAAAUUGAUAUUGAGAAAUGUGUAACGGAUUCCAUCAAGGUAUUUUGCAAUACGCCAAAGAGUUCCACAUACCGACAACACGCCAGACCGCUGCAACGUAAGAGUGGCAUGCCAUCUAGUGGCCGUCCAAUCCUCUCAUAUUAUUCUACAGAUUACAACGACAUGCCUCUAAAUGAGCUAUCCAUGGAACCCAUUCCCCUUGAGGAGCUAAGGGCUGAGAAGUGCCCUCGCAUAUCUGCUGAGGACCUGAUCGAAUUGAGUGAACUGCAAGGCCCAGCGGGGUCAAAAAGCCCAGUGAAGAAAUCAAAGUCUGGGAAGCCAAGGAUUAUCAUCAUUGAUGUGCGGAGUCCUGAAGACUUCCAAAGAGGUGCUAUACCAGGAAGUAUCAACAUUCCAUAUGUGUCUGCAUUCAGCUCAGAUGGAGAACUCGUACAGUGUCCUGCCGUUCAGCAGUUAAACAACUAUAGGUCGCAGGUCAAGGUCAUUGUGGGCAGCAGAGGGAAGAAUGCAGCUCAGUUUGCCAAUGAGAUGAUAAGACUGCACUACACCAAAGUAUGUAUUCUACACAAGGGAUUGGAUGUGUUUAGAAAUACCGGACUGUUAACUGUACCAUCAACCUUCUAGGAUAGACAACAAGAAACGUCUGAGGACCUUGGCUGUGUUAAUCGUUUGGCCUCUUGGGACUACUGAGCCAGUUUUAAAAAGUUGCUGGGAUGACAAGGUCUCUUUAAUUGUGGACAUUCUGUAAUCGGGACUCCCGCUCUAUAACGGACAGUAACUUUUUGGUCCACAAUUGGUCGUUUCCAUUUAAAUGACUUCUUUAAUCGGGACAUCUGUCAAAUGUUGAUACUUUUACAGAAGGGAAGAGCUCGAUGUUGGGAGUGGUUCAUUUGAUCGACCACAAAACUUUUUGGAAAAUGUCUUGGGACUUGUAGAUACAAUGUACUUUGUUAUCUAUUUUGUGUUGGGAAAGAACUGUUGAUUCCACGGGAUUUUCUCCCUAAAGUGCAAUAUUUUAAAAUGUCUAUAGAUAUCGCUAUGUUAAUUGUGAAUGUUUUUAAUCCAAAGAGAGAACUUCAGUGCCAGUUUCACUUUCAUUCUUAUUCCAAAAUCGAUCGAUUGUUCAAUAACAGGCUUCCUCUCUAGAAAUCCUGCCUACGCCUACAACUGAAUUGAUGUCACUUAUUGUACUUGGAACAAAUAAAUAUAAAAGAUUUCAGAA